Osmia bicornis bicornis is the source of this 1191-nucleotide messenger RNA. Its product is annotated as leucine-rich repeat-containing G-protein coupled receptor 4-like. Gene Ontology annotation, molecular function: protein binding. The transcript has a single exon. The record is from RefSeq and is a predicted model, not a curated record. Lineage: Eukaryota; Metazoa; Arthropoda; Insecta; Hymenoptera; Megachilidae. The coding region runs from base 33 to 1043 and encodes 336 amino acids.
CGUUCAGUGCGUAUCCAGCAUCUGAGCACACCAUGUGCUUCCUCUUGCUCGUUUAUCUCCUGUUAUCGGUCACCGCUCAAGACGUUACCACCGAGGAGGUGGAUUGCCAAGUUUACAACCAUCUAUACGUUUGCCUGGCCAACGGUGUGUUGUACAGUGUCUCGUUCGAGGAUGUCAACGCGGUGCAGACUAUCGAGGACAUAGAAUUGCACCUAGAAGGUCUAGGUAUCCAAGACAUAGCCAAGGACGCUUUCGUCGAAGUGGCUAAUUCCUCUGCCCUCUAUAUCCGUGACAAUCAACUCUCAACAAUCUCCAAACAUUAUUUCUCUCCUCUGGAUCAACUGACCUACCUGGACCUGAAGAACAACACCCUCAUCGACAUCGAAGACGGAGCUUUCAUGAAAUUGCACAGUUUAGAAACAUUAUUGUUGGACUACAACAAUAUCACCUCUUUCAGACCAGCCAUGUGGAGAGGUCUAGGCGAUCUUCACGAAUUAUACGCAACGAAUAAUAAUAUCGUACUGAAGAGGAACAUGUUCAAAGGACUCAGACAUCUGGAAACUCUGGCUUUGGAUUCGAACGAAAUCACGGAAGUACCGGUCGGAGCGUUCAAUGGGCUGCCUCAUAUCGAUCUUUUAUAUUUGUCCAGAAAUAAAAUCUCCUCCUUGCAACCGGACGUAUUUCGCGGACUCGGCGAGAUCAACGAACUGGAUCUUGGAAGAAACCAACUGAGAACUAUUUCCGGAGGGAUUUUUCGGUACCUGAAGAACUUGAAUUCUUUAUGGUUGAAUGGAAAUCAGAUCGCCAUGCUCAAGACGGAUAGCUUCGAGGGAUUGGACAAUUUGUUGCUUCUAUUUCUGAACAACAAUGAGCUACGUUUCGUCGACAUGUCCGCGUUCGCUAGGAUGAAGAACGUUACUGUCGAUCCUGGUUUCAAGAUACGUGGAUUGAUCAUGGACAAUGUUUGCAAAGUGCAAGGACGAUUUCGAUGUGAAAACAUAGAAUAUCAAUUGCCUUAUGAGUGCGCUAAGAUAGAACUAUAAUUUUAUAUUUUACAGUAUUGUAUCCAGACUUUUGUAUAAAUUUUGUAUGAUUCCUACGGUGAAAAUAAGCGUUCUUAUUUUCGAUAGUUCUUUAAAUCACGGUUUAUGUAUGAAUGGUUGUAUGAUGUUUGGAAAAUAUAUUAUUCAU